Molecule: messenger RNA, 3419 nt
Organism: Paramisgurnus dabryanus
Lineage: Eukaryota; Metazoa; Chordata; Actinopteri; Cypriniformes; Cobitidae
Biological process (GO): regulation of transcription by RNA polymerase II
Molecular function (GO): DNA-binding transcription factor activity; RNA polymerase II cis-regulatory region sequence-specific DNA binding
Source: RefSeq, a predicted model, not a curated record
UAUAGUAAGGGAUGCCAUUGUUAGACAUUGUUUUUGACAGGCUCAUCUCUGAUGAUUGUUUCUUUGAAAUUAAUAUACGGUGAUGAAUGACAUAAAAAUUGAAUAUAUUAUUUUUGUUUGUGAUUGAAAUGUGUUUGGGGGAUUAUUUCAUAUUUCAUUAUUUUUACUUUACUGAAUAGCUUAAUUGGUAGCCUAUGUCUACUAUAUCUACUUUAUCACUGUUACAACGGUUACACAAGUCAAGUUCAAAAUAUAAAUAAAAGUAUAUACACUAAAUGAAACAAAUGUGUUAUUUGACCAAUUUUAAAGUUUUUCUACAUUUCCCUCCUGGAAUCCACCUUUAAAUCCUACCCCCUGUUGGGAUCAGGAUAAUCCAGUUUCUUUGGAUCAAAGUUAUCCAAAUCCUACUGACAAGUUUUGAACAACACAAACUGAAGGUUUGAUCCAGAUUUAAACUAGGAUUGGAUUCUGUGAUCUAAUCUGAUUUCAGAUUCCUUCUUUCCCUUUUGAACAACCCAUUUUCAAGAUUUGAUCCAAUCCGAUAACCAAAAUCCGAUCAGCUUACCUUUGAACAACUGGCCCAUGAAGCUUGUUUUGUAAAGAAUUACAGAUAAAUGAAGUGUUCCGCUUUUUCUCUCUCCAGUACAGCAGGGGGCUGCAGCUCUUUAAUCCGCCGACAAACCCACUAAAGAAAGAAAGAAAGAAAGCGCGCACCGGUUGUGGCCAGAAGGGAUACAGCUGUGGCCAAAAUCUAGUGAAAUCUCGCCGAAGGAGCACUGUUUUCAUCCUAAUCCUACCCACAAACAAACCUAACCCUAAACCCAAAAUCUCGCGAGAAAUGUCCGCAGCUGUAUUUCCUCUAGCCAGAACCGAGCUUGCGUUUGUAUCCUCAUUGUUUUUUUUUCUUGAGUGUUUUAUUGAGUGGGACAGAGUUUUAUAUCUGUCUCUUUUAGUGUCGAGAUGUUGAUUAGGAGAGAUGGGAUGGAUGUGAUGUGCUGUACAUCAGUAGGAACUGAUCUGUCCAUGCUGGAUAUUGAUGAUUUCAUCACAGAAAUCUCUCAGUUGAAGAAAGAGGUGGCGUUACUGGAGGCAAAGUUGAGGUCAAGAGGAGAUGAAGAAGUGAAGAGAGAGGAUGUGUUUUGUUGUGAAUCUUCAGUGUAUGUGACUGACGGGAUCUCCACAGAAUGUCAGGAUCAAAGCUUACCACAGUUACUGCUGGACAAACUCUCUGAAGAGAAAUCCAGACACACACAGGACUCAAAGUUCAAUCUCACUUUACUCUGUUAUACUGAGUCAAAGCCCACAGAGGCGCAGGACACUGCAGUGUGUGAUAGUAUUCAGGGUUUAAAGGAUGAGGAAUCUACUGAUCAAACCUCCACAGAGUCUCUGGAUUCUGCCUGUAACGCUGAAGAACAGCAGCAGAUCCUGCAGACCACACUGAAGAUGUGUUCAGUCAAACUGGUGGACUGCAGGAACCUGAAGAUGGAGAUAAAAACAGAACCUAUUGAAGAGGAAGAGGACUUUAUUCUGCCAGGUUUUAUUAAAGAGAAGAAACUUCAUUCAGAAGAGCACAGAGAGAAGACGAAGAAGCAGCAGCAGUUUCACUGUGAGCAUUGUGGGAAGAAUUUUGUCUACUUAUCUCAGCUUAAAGGCCACAUGAGGACACACAGUGAUGAAAAGCCUUUCUGUUGCACUGAAUAUGCCGGAUGUUUCAGAACCAAAUAUAGUCUUGAUGUUCAUAAGAAAAUUCACACAGGAGAAUUAGCAUACAAGUGCAGCGAAUCUGAAAAAACUAGGGAUUCACGUUCAUUACAACCACACCAGAAUGUUCACUCUAAAGAGAAACUAUAUCAAUGUUCACACUGUGAUAAACGUUUCCAUCUGAAAUAUCUUCUGAUACGCCAUGAGAGAAUUCACACUGGAGAGAAACCUUAUCACUGUAGUGUUUGUGGGAAGAGCUUUAAUCAACGUUUCAACUUAGUGAUACACCAGAGAAUUCAUACAGGUGAAAAGCCUUACAAAUGUCCUCAUUGUGAGAAGACGUUUGCUCAACAAGAUGGUAUGAGAACCCAUCAGAGAGUUCAUACAGGAGAAAAACCUUACGUCUGCUCUCUGUGCGGAAAACGCUUCUCUGAUCGAUCUCAUUUCAGAGUUCAUCAGAGAGUUCACACAGGAGAAAAACCUUAUCACUGUAAUGUUUGUGGGAAGAGUUUUAGCCAACAGGCUAACUUACUAAAGCACCAAAUAACUCAUACAAAGAAAAGUUAAAAAUGAUCUCAUUGUUGUAAGACGUUUGCUUGAUCAUAUUUGCCUGAAGAUCCAUCAGUUCAAUUCAAUUUUAUUUUAUUUAUAUAUUACUUUUAACUCUUUCCCCGCCAUUGACGAGAUAUCUCGUCAAUUAAGAGAAAACGCUUCCCCGCCAAUUACGAGAUUUUCCGUCUUUCCGCAAUACCGCUAUUAUCCACCCUUCCGCAACUUUUUAAACCCGGAAGUAUUGCCCUAUGGCAAGCUGCUGCAUGUCCGUGUCUGUUUUAAAGAUUGCUCUGAAUGGGAUCUCUAUGAAAAGUCCGUCACAAAAAUGGAAUUAUCUCUGCUUUUUGCUCAAAAUAUGGUGUUUUUGCAAAAACCUACCCAUAUUCAAAAGCUGAUUGCAAAAGAACCACUAAAGGUAGGAUGAAACGGUUUUUUUUGUUUGAAAGCAGAGGGUCUGUUCUUUCAUUUGGUAUAUUGUAUGUUUAUAUAUUUAAAGAAGAACAUUUUCUGGAGGGCAUUAAACUUUGGUGAAAAUCAUGAAAAACGCUGGCGCUGGCUGGCAACUUUUUUUAAAAACGCUGGCGGUGAAAGAGUUAACAAUUGUUCAUAAUACAAAAACAGCUUCACAUGAAAUAACUGGAACUGGGUCUGUCAGUCUCAAAAAUCAGCCACUUUGUAUGUUUUUUCCUGAUUUUUUUGUGUAAAAAUUUGGUAGUUUUGAUCAGUGCUGAGGUUUAUUAAUAGAUUUAUGCAAAAAAAGUAAAAAAAUAUAAAUCUAAUACAUUUUUACAGCAGUUUCGUUUUGUGGAAAAGGUUUUAUCCACGAACAACACAAAAGGGUAGUGAAUUUGCCCACAGUGUAUUGUUGAGGCAUUGAAACAUUUCCAAGCAUUUUCCCAAAAUAUAUCUUAAUAUAAGAUUUUUCACCAAAAAUCUUUCCAUUUGCUGAAACACAGAGAAAGUUAACCCCCAAAAACUCCAUAGUGGAUGAAAACAUCCCUAACAACACAUUAAUGUUGAUAUGAGUCCCAUCUCAAGGUUUUUAUUAACAUCACGAGAAUGUUGAAACACUAAAUUGCCAUUGUCUGUGUUUGUAACCCUGCCAAAUCUGCUUCUAGUCAGAUGAAGUUAGUCUGACCAUCGAGAACACAACUAAGAUUAUUCAA